Eucalyptus grandis is the source of this 2156-nucleotide messenger RNA. RefSeq names its product probable GTP-binding protein OBGC2. Bases 56 to 1585 code for a protein of 509 amino acids. NCBI's taxonomy places the organism in Eukaryota, Viridiplantae, Streptophyta, Magnoliopsida, Myrtales, Myrtaceae. Gene Ontology annotation, molecular function: GTP binding; GTPase activity. The record is from RefSeq and is a predicted model, not a curated record. Gene Ontology annotation, cellular component: mitochondrion. The transcript has 11 exons.
CAUCUCUCCCUCGCUCGUUCUCGUCCUCCGUUCUGCUUCAAGCCUGCUGCCGAUAAUGGCGUCCCUGGUUCAGUCCCCACCUCCCGUCCGCUGCAUUCCCUCCCCCGCCGCGUCGCUCUUCUUCGGCCGUUCCCUCCCCGUCAGGUGCGGCCGGAGGGCGGAGGGAAGCCGUCCCUCGCGCCCCCUCGGGUACCGCUCGAUCGUGUGCGGCGGCGGUAGCGGCGGCAGGUUCGCUAGGGCCAAGGAACCGCCGGCGGCGGCCCCGACCCCGGCCUCGCUGGCGCGGGAGCCUCACAAGUACUUCGACCAGGCGGUCGUCACCGUGCGGUCGGGGGACGGGGGCCACGGCGCGAUUCUCGGCAUGCCUGGCCAGGAGAGGGCCUCCGGCAAGACGCGCGAGAAGGAGAAGGCGAAGAGGCGUGGCUCGCUUAAGAGGGACUUCGACGGGUCGCUCGUGCUCCCGGUGGGCGGGCACGGGGGCGACGUGGUGAUCUACGCGGACGAGGCCAAGGAUUCGCUGCUGGAGUUUCACGGGAGGAGCCGGUACAACGCGAAGCGGGGCGGGAAUGUGGAUGCCAUGGGGGUUUUGACGUCUCAAUUGCACAAUGGGUUCGCUGCUCCUACUCUACGCAUUCCCGUGCCUGUAGGAACAGUUGUCAAACGUAAACGAGGGAAGUUAUUGGCUGAUUUGGCAAAUCCGGGGGAUGAAGUUCUUGUCACAAGAGGUGGACAAGGCGGGAUUAGCUUGUUAGAAAUGCCUGAACAUAGAAGGAAGAAAUUGAUGACACUGACGACCAAUGUCAUGAGAGAUGACAGUGAUAAGGUUUUAGUUCUUGGUCAGCCUGGGGAAGAGGUUAGUUUGGAGUUGAUUCUACGUGUUGUGGCAGAUGUUGGUUUAGUGGGUCUUCCAAAUGCUGGCAAAUCAACACUCUUGGCAGCCAUAACACGUGCAAAACCUGAUAUUGCUGAUUACCCAUUCACAACUUUGAUGCCGAACCUUGGGCGCCUUGAUGGUGACCCCAAUUUAGGGGCUGGGAAGUAUUCAUCUGAAGCUACAUUGGCAGAUUUGCCUGGUCUUAUAGAAGGGGCACACCUUGGGAAGGGCCUUGGUCGCAACUUCUUAAGGCAUCUCAGGAGAACUCGGCUAUUAGUCCAUGUAGUUGAUGCAGCAGCUGAGGACCCGUUGAAUGACUACAGAACUGUGAAAGAGGAAUUGCGGAUGUACAAUCCUGACUACCUGGAACGACCAUAUAUUGUGGUUUUAAAUAAAAUCGACCUUCCCGAGGCUGGGGAUAGAGUUUCUUAUUUGACUCAAAAGAUACUAGAAAUUGGUUCUGAAAGGAAGCCACCUGAGUCAGAAAUGAGGUUUAGCUCUUCUGACAGUCAAAAUGAGGAAAGUCUUUCUUCAAAUGUUUCUGAUGUCAGAAGGGAUAAAGAAAUUGAGGACUAUCCAGCCCCUCUUGCUGUUGUAGCCGUCAGUGUCCUCAAAGGCAUCAGAAUAAAUGAGAUGCUGAAUGAGAUAAGAGCAGCUUUAAGGAAGUGCAAGGAACAAAAUGAACCCUUGGAACUAGCUUUGAGAUCAUAAUGGUAAAGGGGUUGCUAAUCCUAGAGGUGUUUCUUGAACCGUGUUUUGAGCUAGAAUGCAUUAAGGUGGUAGGCUUUUUUGGCCAUCUGUACCUGCAGACGCGGGAAAAUUGGAAUGCCACAUCUAGCAAUGACCGACCCAGACAUGGCUCAAAGAAAAUCAGGGAAUGGUUCCGUCCGUUGUCACUGGCUCGAGACGUGUCACGGGACGCGAUUUUAGAUCGGUUGCGAUCUUGAGGUGUUUUUCGUCAAUCGACAGUGGCAGACGGUGGUUGAGGAAUUUAUUUCUCAUCGCGUCAACGAUGCCGUCACCCCGACGAAUGAGGCGGUAACUCCAGUUUUAUCUUUUCUUGACUUAUCUAGCGUCUAGCAUCCUCCUUCAAUCGGUUUUUAUCUCUGUAAAAAUUUAUACCCGGCUCACUUUAUAGUAUGCUCAUCAGUAACUUGAACUAGCUUAUCUGUAUCUUGUGCUUAAUUUUCUUCUGCAUUGAAGUGUUCUGACUGGAAGAGAGAGAUUGAGAAUGCACUGUACUCUGCCUUGCUCUAGUUUUUUCCUCCUUUGGAAUUAGUUA